Pelobates cultripes (western spadefoot toad) is the source of this 348-nucleotide messenger RNA. The record is from the annotation of a GenBank genome assembly. Lineage: Eukaryota; Metazoa; Chordata; Amphibia; Anura; Pelobatidae.
AUGUCUCAAACUCCUGAACAAGAAGAACUGGCUAUACCCGAAACCCCAGCCUGGGUCCUGUUCCCAGCUACAGCUCGCAAGGCCGAACUAUAUAAAUAUUUAUUUCAAACAUGUGUACUCCCCAGCCAGGAGUUGUCCGACAACUAUACCGAGAUCAAGGGUUUGAUGUCAUCUCUCCUGGCCUCUAAAAAUACGAUCAGCGUUAGGCUGGUCAAAUUGGAAUCCCCUCAGACAUCGUCAGUCAUCUCACCCAUACUGAACCCCACUCUGGCUCCCCCCCACGGUAAUGACACCUCAAUAAACCCAAUACCAAGCAUUUCCAUUCACAUCAUCAGACUUGGCCACUUC